Molecule: messenger RNA, 1530 nt
Organism: Hippocampus comes (tiger tail seahorse)
Lineage: Eukaryota; Metazoa; Chordata; Actinopteri; Syngnathiformes; Syngnathidae
Gene: wnt3
Product: wingless-type MMTV integration site family, member 3
Exons: 3
Coding region: 93-965 (290 amino acids)
Biological process (GO): cell fate commitment; neuron differentiation; multicellular organism development
Cellular component (GO): extracellular region
Molecular function (GO): cytokine activity; frizzled binding
Source: RefSeq, a predicted model, not a curated record
ACUCAUCGUUGGGCUCCCAACCCAUCCCGUGCGGCUCCAUCCCGGGCCUGGUGCCCAAGCAGCUGCGCUUCUGCCGCAACUACAUCGAGAUCAUGCCCAGCGUGGCCGAGGGAGUCAAACUGGGCAUCCAGGAGUGCCAGCACCAGUUCCGCGGGCGGCGUUGGAACUGCACCACCAUCAAAGACAACCUCGCCAUCUUCGGCCCCGUGCUGGAUAAAGCAACCAGAGAGUCAGCGUUUGUCCACGCCAUCGCCUCGGCCGGCGUCGCCUUCGCCGUGACGCGCUCCUGCGCCGAGGGGACGUCCACCAUGUGCGGCUGCGACUCCCACCACAAGGGACCGCCCGGGGAGGGCUGGAAGUGGGGCGGCUGCAGCGAGGACGCCGAGUUCGGGGUGCUGGUGUCCCGAGAGUUUGCGGACGCCCGGGAGAACCGACCGGACGCCCGCUCGGCCAUGAACCGACACAACAACGAAGCCGGACGCACGACCAUCCUGGACCACAUGCAUCUGCGCUGCAAGUGUCACGGCCUGUCGGGGAGCUGCGAGGUGAAGACGUGCUGGUGGGCGCAGCCCGACUUCCGCAUGCUGGGCGACUACCUGAAGGACAAGUACGACAGCGCCUCCGAGAUGGUGGUGGAGAAGCACCGGGAGUCCCGCGGCUGGGUGGAGACCCUGCGCGUCAAGUACGCCUUCUUCAAGCACCCCACCGAGCGCGACCUGGUCUACUACGAGGGCUCGCCCAACUUCUGCGAGCCCAACCAGGAGACGGGCUCCUUCGGGACGCGGGACCGCGCCUGCAACGUGUCGUCGCACGGCAUCGAGGGCUGCGACCUGCUCUGCUGCGGCCGCGGCCACAACACCCGGACUGAGAAGCGCAAAGAGAAGUGCCACUGCAUCUUCCACUGGUGCUGCUACGUCAGCUGCCAGGAGUGCCUGCGCGUUUAUGACGUGCACACGUGCAAGUGAACAGAGCGCCCGGGAGGGGGGUGCGGGCGGACCGGACUGCGAGCGCCGCCCCCGACCUUUCACAUCCCUGCACGCCGUCCCCCUCUACGGCGCACACAGCCCGUCGCGCUCCGUCACCCAACUGACCUGGUGGACGCUUCUGACCUCCCCUCAUGCCCCCCCCCCACCUCCCCCAUUGUCUUUAUUUAUUUCCCCUAUGUGCCAACCACAUGUACAGGAACACACAAAUGCAGUCAAAACAAACGCGACUAUUUGCUUUGGAAUUUUAAGAAAAGUAUCUAACACCUCACGUGUCCAGCCGCUGCGGCUGCCUUCGUUGCGACCCCAAAAGAAGUUGAGGGGUGUUGUACUUUAAGGUGAAAUUUCAGGAUGAACCUAAAAUGCACUCGAAAGCUCGACGGGUGAUCUUCUCCAAACUGUUGACUGCAACCGUUCAAUGUUUCGGUCCCGUUUGCGCAACUCGCUCUUGGUCAACAACAAUCCGAAAGUCGCUUUGACUCUGUGAUAAUCCGGGCUCAUCUUCUACUCAAAAGCUGUGCUGAUCUCAAAUCCAAAGCGAUGCAAC